This is a messenger RNA of Aureobasidium melanogenum CBS 110374, 615 nucleotides long. Its product is annotated as mitochondrial genome maintenance MGM101. Gene Ontology annotation, cellular component: mitochondrial chromosome; mitochondrial nucleoid. NCBI's taxonomy places the organism in Eukaryota, Fungi, Ascomycota, Dothideomycetes, Dothideales, Saccotheciaceae. The coding region runs from base 1 to 615 and encodes 204 amino acids. The record is from RefSeq and is a predicted model, not a curated record. The transcript is spliced from 2 exons. Gene Ontology annotation, biological process: recombinational repair; interstrand cross-link repair. Gene Ontology annotation, molecular function: single-stranded DNA binding.
AUGCGUUCCCUCACCGAAGGUCUGAGUGAUCCUCCACCUACCCUGGACGAGGGCGAGAAGCAAGUCGACUGGUCUCGCUCAUUCCACGGCAUUUCUUCAACACCUUUCAGCGCUGAGGCUGCCGCGAUUUUGACACAAGAAAUUCCCUUUGACGAUAUCGAGAUUAAGCCCGACGGAAUUAUUUACCUACCCGAGAUCAAGUACAGAAGGAUCUUGAACAAGGCGUUUGGUCCUGGAGGCUGGGGUCUUGUGCCCCGUGGCGAAACUAUCGUUACCGGCAAGUUGGUCACAAGAGAAUAUGCACUGGUUGCCGGAGGACAACUUGUCUCAAUAGCUCGCGGAGAGCAACAAUACUUUGAUCCCGAUGGCAUCCCUACCGCAACCGAGGGCUGCAAGUCCAAUGCUCUCAUGCGCUGCUGCAAGGACCUGGGCAUUGCGUCUGAACUCUGGGACCCGCGAUUCAUCAGAAGAUACAUGAAAGAAAUGGGCAAGGAGAUUAUUGUCGAACACGUCAUGACAAAGAAGAGGAGAAAGCACUUUAUGAGAAAGGAUGAUGAGUUGAAGUAUCCCUUCAAGGAGGUUGUCAUUCCUGGCCAGACUCCUGCUAAGAAGUAA